AUGUUUACAUGUAACACGUGUAAUUUACAGUUCCCAACAGCCGAAGACCAAAGGGGUCAUAUGAAGUCAGAAUGGCAUCGUUAUAAUUUGAAAAGAAGAGUUGCUCAAUUACCUCCAAUUGAUGAAGAUUUAUUUAAUAGUAAAGUUGCUAGUUUAACUAAAGCAGAUGAAGAAUCUUCAAAGGAUAAGAAACAAUUAACUAAAAAAGAACAAAGAAGAAAAGAAAAAGAAGCUAUUUUACAACAAAAGAAACAGAUUUUGGAACAAGCUAAAAAGGCAAUGUUAGCUAAGAUGAAAGAAAAUGGUGGUGAAUUGCCAGAGAAAGAAGAAGUCAAAGCUAAAGAAGAACCAAAAGAAGAUAAUACCCUAGUCGAAUCACAACAACAACAACAACCGGAAGAGGAGAAAGAACUUACGGAAGAACAACAAGAAGAGAAAAUUUUAAGUGAAAAACUUGCUAAUAAAACAGAAAUCCCUCCAACUACAUGUUUAUUUGCUCAUCCUAAAUAUCAUCAUCAAUUUGAAACUAUUGAUGAAAAUAUAGAUCAUAUGUUUAAAUCUCAUGGAUUAUAUAUACCUGAAUCAAAUUAUCUUGUGGAUAAACAAGGACUUUUAGAAUACUUGGGUGAAAAAAUUGGAUUUGGAUUUUGUAUUGCUUGUAAUUAUCAAGGAAGAACAGCUGAAGCAGCCAGAGAACAUAUGCAACAAAAGAGACAUAUGAGAAUUCCAUAUGAAACUGAAGAUGAAAAACUUGAAAUAUCUAAAUUUUAUGACUUUUCAUCUACAUAUGAUGAUAAUAAAAUUGUUGUUGAUGAAGAUCAAGUCGGUAAUGAUGACGAAGACGAAGGAGAAUGGGAAGAUGUUAGUGGAGACGAAGACGUCAGUGGGGAUGAAGAUGAAGAACUUCCUCCAGCUGAAAAUGAUGCUAUUUAUCAACAUGGUACUGAAUUACAUUUACCAUCUGGUGCUAUUAUUGGACAUCGUUCAAUGGCAAGAUAUUAUAGACAAAACUUGGCUCCUGAAAGAGAAUUAUCUGAAGGUCAAGGUACUGUUAUUGCUGCUGAAACUAGACAUAUGAUGACAUUACAAGAUAGAAAAGAAGUGGCUACUAAGAAAAGAACUUGGAAACGUGAGAAGAAGAGUGAGGAUCUUAAUGAUAGAAGAGCUGCUAAAUUCAUUAAUAACCAACCUCAUUUCAGAGAUCAAUUGUUACAAUAG
Candida tropicalis MYA-3404 is the source of this 1218-nucleotide messenger RNA. It is a transcript of the gene REI1, whose product is annotated as Rei1p. The coding region runs from base 1 to 1218 and encodes 405 amino acids. The record is from RefSeq and is a predicted model, not a curated record. The transcript has a single exon. Gene Ontology annotation, biological process: ribosomal large subunit biogenesis. NCBI's taxonomy places the organism in Eukaryota, Fungi, Ascomycota, Pichiomycetes, Serinales, Debaryomycetaceae. Gene Ontology annotation, cellular component: preribosome, large subunit precursor.